CCUAUUAAACGCUGGCGACUUCGCAAAAUCCCCGGUGAGCCGGCGACGCCAACCGCUGAGUUCAUGGUUUACGAACACCCAUGGUAGCCGCGACGUCUGCCCUUGAGCAAGCGUCGUCAUUACAGAGUGCCCCAACAUACUGCCCUCAGUUCAUUCAGUACGAAUGGGGAGUUGACGAGCACGACGCACAGACACUAACAACACAUACACGCCGCCCCCCCCCCCCUCGCAACCAGGCCCUCGCGGCCGCCCGGUGCUGGGCUGCCUGCCGCAGCUGCGGGCGCAGCCCAUGCCUCUGUUCCUUCAGAGCUGCGCCCAGACCUACGGACCCGUGUUCAAGGUGGCUCUGGGCCGCAAAUGGGUGGUGGUGCUGGCGGAUGCAGAGAUGCAGCGACAGGUCGGCUUCAAGCUGCGGGCCCAUGCGCGGACUGACCCCGGGGGCGCUACCACGCCAUGCUGUCGUCCAUGCUCCUGCGUGCCAGCGGCUCCACCUGGCGGCAGCUGCGUGCCGCCUGGCAGCCCGCCUUCGCGCCCGCCAGCCUGGCCGGCUAUCUCCCACUCAUGACCGGCUGCGCAGACCAGCUGGCCAGGCGGCUGGAGGCCAAGGCCACAGCCGCCGCCGGUGCUACAGCCGGCGGCGGCAGCAGUGUGGACAUGUGGCGUGAGCUGGGCGGCAUGACGCUGCAGGUGGUAGGCUCCACUGCAUACGGGGUUGAUUUCCACUCCAUCAAUGAGGAGGACCAGGCUGGUUCUGGAUCUGGGUCUGCUACUGCUACUGCCGGUGCUACAGCCGCCGCCAAGGGCCGUGGUGAUGACGGCUACGGCAAGCAGCUGGCGGCGGCGUGCGGCCAGAUCUUCCGAUACGGCAGCCCCGUGCACGGCAGCCCCUACCUGCGUGUGGCGAUGCUGUUUCCGGAGCUGCGGUCUCUGCUGUUGACGCUGGCGCACACACUGCCCGACGAGAAGUUCACAAUCCUAACGAAGGCCCGCACACGGCUGUGCAACACCGUCUUCCAGCUAAUCGACUCAUGGAAGCAGCAGCACAGUGCGGAGGGUGCGACUGCUGCCGGGGCUAGCAGUGGCAAGCCGGACGCUGGAGCCGGGCAGAGCAACAACGGCGUGGGGGCUGCCGCUACUGGUGGUCGCGGGCUGUCUGGUGUGGCGCCUGGGAGCUUCCUGGACCUCAUGCUAGGGCAUCGUCAAGGCGGGGGAAGCGGCAGCGGCGGAAAGAAGGCGGAGGGCGAGGAGGGUGUGGAGCACGCGCCCCUGACCGAUGAGCAGGUGGCGGGGCAGGUGCAGCUGUUCAUCUUGGCGGGCUACGAGACGACCGCCAACGCCCUGGCCUUUGCUGUGUACUGCAUUGCAACCCACCCCGAGGUGGAGUCUCGUCUGCUGCGUGAGGUGGAUGAUGUGCUGCCUGGGUCGGACCAGCUGCCCGGCGAGUCCGACCUGCCGCGCCUGGCCUACACGGAGGCGGUGGUGAACGAGGCGCUGCGGCUGUUCCCGCCCGCGCACCUCACCAGCCGCGUGGUGCCGCCCGGGGAGACGCUCACGGUCGGCGGCUACACCAUUCCGGGCGGCACCGCUGUUUACCUGCCCAUGUACCUCGCGCACCGCGACCCCGCCGUGUGGCCGCGAGCGGAGGAGUUCCUUCCCGAGCGCUUCCUGCCGUCCUCUCCGCAGUACGAGUCGCUGCAGCCGCGCGGCGCCGCCCAGCAGCACGCCCACGCGCCCUUCGGCUACGGCAGCCGCAUGUGCAUCGGCUACAAGUUCGCAAUGCAGGAGGCCAAGGUGGCCCUCGCCACGCUAUACCGCCGGCUGACCUUCACGCUGGAGCCGGGCCAGCAGCCGCUGAAGCUAGUUGCGUCUGUGACGAUGUCGCCGCGCGGCGGGCUGCACGUGACGCCGGUGCCGCGGCGCAAGCUGUGAGGCUGCAUGCGAUCUCCGGUGAUCUUGGCCGCCGAAAUGGCAGCCUUGCGCGCCUCAGAGUGCCGCUUGCCCUUCAGGCGAGCGUGGGCCCUGUCGGCGCGGCCCUGCCAGGCGAGCGUGGGAAGGAACGCCUUUACACCCUCGAUGUACAGGGCCACCAGCUGCAGGGCAAAUGUGGUCAGCGUCAUGGUGUAUUGGUGUAUUGGUGUCUAGAGAGCUUUUUGAGGACGCAGCAGCAAAUGCCCGCCACAAUCGACGGGAAUCGGCGCCAAAGGCCCAUGGGUCACACGUGGGAUCCUAUCCGACUGUUGCGGUGGUGAUGUGAGGAGGUGUCACGCCUGCAGGUUUGGUCAAGCGCUUAAUCGCUUAUCAUUACGGCAUGUCCUGGUUGAUGGCUUGUGCAUAGCAUUAACCAAACACAUUGUUGCUGCAUGUAACACUGCCAGGGCCUAAGACGGCAUGCCAGUGUCACUCAAGUGGGUCCGAUAGUCUGCUGGCGAAGAAGGGCUGCAAUACUUUGCAACAUAAGGUGGACUCUUGAGUGUUGCGCCCGGCACCCGAGACACGCUUUAUGUGAAGACCCAUUGCACGGUUGUGGCAGGUCGGCAGACAGCUGGGGCCUGGGGGGAGGGUGGUUUCCCUUCGGGCCGGAGAUGGUCCCUCUUGACCUGGGUGCGGGGCACCCUUGCUUGGCCGGACUGUCGCUUCUUUGUAAUGUCGCAAUUAC
Chlamydomonas reinhardtii is the source of this 2656-nucleotide messenger RNA. RefSeq lists its product as uncharacterized. Bases 454 to 1929 code for a protein of 491 amino acids. The record is from RefSeq and is a predicted model, not a curated record. The transcript is spliced from 12 exons. NCBI's taxonomy places the organism in Eukaryota, Viridiplantae, Chlorophyta, Chlorophyceae, Chlamydomonadales, Chlamydomonadaceae. Gene Ontology annotation, molecular function: iron ion binding; oxidoreductase activity, acting on paired donors, with incorporation or reduction of molecular oxygen; monooxygenase activity.